Hymenoscyphus albidus is the source of this 3465-nucleotide messenger RNA. Lineage: Eukaryota; Fungi; Ascomycota; Leotiomycetes; Helotiales; Helotiaceae. The record is from the annotation of a GenBank genome assembly.
CCGAAAGAAAGACUUCCAUAGGUACAUGAAAAUGAUCUGUCACAUUUUUUUACGCACAUGCGGCUCUUUUCAGUAACUCUUGAGUUCUGGCCUAACAGGGCACCGAUAACCGGUUUUGACAAUUAGCCGACACAACAUAUGUCCGUUGGUUGCCUCGGUGGCCUCAUAUGUAAUGCUAGGGGCAGUGCAUUCAUUCCUGGUGAUUUCAUUGACUGAUCUCCACAUUCAGCCUCAUUAUGUUGGAGUCCAUCCUGGAAAUUAUCUGCUUUCAACACCCCACCCUCAUUUUUCAUAGUUCCACAAAAAUGGCUCGCAGACUGCAGAGCCGCAAUAUUCGGUCAGGUUGUCAUCAGCCAAUCUUUCUUUUAAGGCAGAAAAAGAUGGGCAGCUGGACUUGUGUAUGACCCGACACGUUGAAAAUUGUUUCGAGCACUAGUCACACCAGGUGAAUAUAGCCAGUUGUAGUUACGAUAUUCAAAGUUCGGUAGGCUUGGAUUUUUGUUCGCCAGCCUCGUUUUAAAUUUCAAACUGAUUAGAAGACCGUUUAGGUUUAGUAAGACCGGUGUCCCAAUGCUCCAUUCUUUUUGAGCCUCAAUUUAAUCUACCCCUCAUAUAACUGCUCGUUUCCGGGGACAUUACAACGAGAUGCAUACUAUACUCACUUUCGCACAAUCAUCCACAGUAUCUUUUGUACCAAUGAACCUGUCUAGUUUCUGUGAGAAGUGUGCAGGUCAGUAUCAUAUAUCCUGAUCUCUUACUACUAUUUUGUUUUGAGUUUUUUUUAUUUUUUUAUUCCACUGCCAGUAUUUUCAAGAUACCUUUACUAAUUUAAAAUAUAUAGUUUCGGUCCUUGGAAGGAGCACAAAUGUUGAAUUUGAUUACUCUGCCGUACGAAGUGUUAUCAAACAUUGUUGGGCACAUCGAUUUCGAUGAUGUGUUCAGUCUGGGCUUGACAUGUAAAAGCUUCACGUUUUUCAUAACCGAUGAAAGUCUGGCAAAAUCAAUUAUUCUUGUGAGUGGGAUCCGGUGAUCGUGAAAUUUUCCCUGGCUCCCUCCUAAGGUUAUACGAUGCUGACAAGCUUACCAGAAUAAAAUACCCUUCUCCCCCGAAGCCAUGGAGGCAAAAGACCGCCGUUGUAAAUAUGCAAAAGCAUUACGUUUGGUGGGCAAGAGACGGGAGGCGUUUGCUUCGGUCUCUCCGUAUACGGUGGCAACCCUUGGGUUCUGCGGUGAUUAUCUGUAUUGCAAGGGGGUUCUUUGUUACAGCUUGGAUGACGAAGUAAGAGUCUUAGACCUGCACCGUUCGGAUAACGUGGAGACUGUUGUCAGCAUCUCUGGCCUUCUUAUCAAUGCGGUUUCGGAUAUUCAUGCAAACAGCAAGGGACUAUUCCAGAUUCUGUACUAUUCGGAUCAGAUCGUUUCAUGCAUCUACAAGUCCCUAGGUCCGGACCUACCAGCAUGGCUCAUUGUCUUCAGUUUGGAGGAUGGACAUAUCUUGAUUCCACCAGAAAGGUUGGACUCUGUUGAAAAGCUGUUUGUGCGACAUAAUCAAGACUUUUUGUACUAUGGGACCCAUUCGGAGAUCGAUGCUGAUGGUCACAAAAAAUGGAUGAUCCACGGAUACGACUUUCAGAAUAGGAAAUGGUUUGAUGAGAAGAUUCCUCUGUCGGAAAUGGCAGGUCAUGAUGUGGGAUCAUCAGUGUGCUUCGAAAUACAUGGUGACUCAUUCUACGCUAUCUCCAGUCAGACCUCAUUUGAGUGCGAGGAAAUCGAUUGGACAUCGUUUUACCAUGGUUAUCGAUUUCCGCUCAACUCACCUUGCAGGGAGUUACUCGAAAAGACAAAUGAUGAAGAUAUGUGGCGAAGACAACACCAAGAAGGUCCCAUAGAUGAGAGAUGGAUGUCUAUGCAAUUGGACGUCGAUGAGAGUACUGGUAAGCUGAAAAUUGUCGAAGCUCGAAAAGAAUGGUACCAAGGAUCGAGCAAGAGUCAACGAAAUUACUAUACCACGGAUAUCAUCUUUCCUAAAGACAAACAGGAACAGUAUGAAGAGGAAUCUGGGGACGAAUUUCAAGACGAGGACGCAGAUGCUAUUGAAGAAGCUAUACUCCGCUCACAAUCUGAUGUAGGCAAUCAAAGCUCGCCACAUCCAUCAUCCGUAUUCUCAGCAUCAACAUCUACUUCCAAAGCUACAUCCUCAAGUUCAACUACGGCACCCUCAUAUACGACACUUUUCGACAACACUGGUUUCCCCAAUUCCCAACUACUACUUCUUCGACAAAAAGAAAAUCAGCCUCACUACCUCGAAGCACCUCCGCGCAACCCCCACUGCACGCAUCCAGGCGACAACGGCGCAGCCUGUCCAACAUUUACCAUCGCAAAGACAUGUGUCCGCACAUACUCAAAAAGUAGCAACACGUAUCUAGACCUCGUGGAUGACCCACUCCUCACAGAUUGGAACAGCACACAACGAGUUCGUCUCCGCGCAGGCUCUAGAAAACUAAAGCCCCCUCUUCGAAACAGCGAAGGCUUCCUCUGUGAACCCUCCGGCAACCUCAAUGAAACUAUCAACCAACUCUACCGCGACAAAGGAAUCUCCUUCUGGCCCCGAGUCGAGGAGACCAUCACCGAGGCACAGCUCGAUGAGCUUUACACGUUACUCAAUCCACCCACUUUCCUCGGCAACGUCCAGGGAACGUGUGAUGAGAGGAGUCUCGUCUAUGUCACUGGGGAGAAGGGCAAGCCUCAGGCGUUGAUAUUUGUGGGGUUCGAUGCGGGGAUGAGGCUUAAGGGACUGAGGAGGUGGGGACGGGUGGAUAAGAAGACGAAGGGCGUUGGAGAGGGUCCUCAUAUUGAUGGGAGGGCUACGGGAGGAGUCUCAAUGUGUGAGACGGGGCAAUAUUCUGACCUUGUGCCAAACAAAUACGUGGACCCCUAUGAGAAAGGGAGGACGGUGGGGAUUGAGAGGAAGGGGGAGGGGAGGGAGGUUGUGCAUGCUGGUACCGCGGUGCAGUUUUCCGGUCCUCCCUAUUUCAAUUGCGGGACUGCUUCGGGCUUUGGAUCUCAAUGUGCAGAUGGAGAUGCACAGGAUUGUGUUCUGGGUGGACAUGCAGCAGGCGAUACGAAGAGUGCAUUCACCAAAGCAGGGCGUAUGGGAAAGUUGAUCAGGAGGGUACCGGCUAUGUAUUUGGCACUUACUAAUUUGGGUUAUAACUUUGGGAGGGCUCAGAAGGAUGGAUUGGUGGAUUAAUUGGUUGAGUAGAUACUGGAUGGGUUGGGUAUAGUAUAUACGUGGGCUUUCAUUUAGUGUCUUCUUCUAUUGUCUUUCCUGGGUGGCAUUGUGUUUUGUUGUUCCAUGCUCAUUGCAUUCCCAUUUUUUGGUCCUUCAUAACAAGGCUAGCAUGGGUCCUUUUUAAUACUGCUUAGAUUCUCCCUUGCAUUUAACAAUCUUCUGGGUUUCAAGGC